AUGGUGUCAAUCAAGUGGCCUCCGAAGCGAACCAGAAAUCAAGAAAAGCAUCGGAAAGUGACUGAUCAUUCAAUCGCAUACGCAAUGACGGAACAGAAUACUGUUGUCGGAUUACUGUCGGCGAACAUUAGCCACCGCGCUUUAUGGGUCUUGUUAUGUACCACAUAUAACAUUUUCCUAUACGGUGGGGUUCUCAAGAAGAAUACUCUAAUUCCAGGGAUGUACUUCCAAUGGUUGAUGUGCAUUGGUCAACUGAUAGCCGGUGUUGGUGUUCUUGCAUUCACUGGCUGGCCACCAAUAUAUCCCUUAGCACUACUGGGUGGAAUGUUCUUUGCUAUAGGGAAUGCGCUUACCAUUACCAUAAUGGAUGGCAUAGGAAUGGCUGUUGGUUCGUUACUGUGGAAUUCAGUAACCUGUGUAGUAGGCUGGGCUGUAUCCCGAUUCGGAUUAUUCGGGAGCCUCAAAAAAGUGCCUUACGAUAAUGUGAUGAACAUCAUCGGUGUCGUUGUCGUCUGUAUUGGGUAA
Cooperia oncophora is the source of this 525-nucleotide messenger RNA. NCBI's taxonomy places the organism in Eukaryota, Metazoa, Nematoda, Chromadorea, Rhabditida, Trichostrongylidae. The record is from the annotation of a GenBank genome assembly.